GACGAAUCGGCUUGAGCGUCGUAUCGUGCGUGUAUUUUUCGAUGUGAUCGUGUCGUGCAAAUGGCGAUUGUAGUGUUUUGUGAGGUGUUACCUCGAAAUUAAUUACGCCAUACCGUUAAUACAGCGUUCGGCGAGCAAGAGAGUGCGAUAAGACAAAUUGGUGCCGCGAUUGCGGAUCGUUUGUAAUCAUGGUGAAACUGCUGAAGAAAUUCUUCGCUGGCGAUAAGGUGUUUGCGAAAGUUCGAGGUUAUCCGCCAUGGCCAGCCAAAGUUGAAAAAGUUAGUGACCCAAAUUCGAAGAAUGCUAAAUAUGGUGUUUACUUUUAUGGUACAGGAGAAACAGCUGUUUGCAAGGUUGAAGAAUUGUAUACCUAUACUGAGAACAAAGCAAAAUUUUGCAAACCUAGUCGACGAAAGUUUUUUCAUGAAGGUAUACAGCAACUUGAACAAGAACUUAAAAAUGACAGAAAUAAACCUAUGGCAGAUAUCGCUGCCAUUAAAGGUGCUGAUGCAACAGAAUUGCCAACUGCUAGUGCUACAGAUAGUGACAUGGAAUCUGGUUCCUUAAUGAUAGACGAAGGAGAGAAAAAGAAGUCGUUGAAAAGGAAAUCUCUUACAACUACCUCCAAUACUCCUGAUACUCCAGAAGUAAAAAAGAAACGUGGUAGAGGGAAAGCCACAAGUGAUGCAUCAAAACAGGAAGCUGCUUUAGAUUCACAAGGCGAGGAAUCGCCUAAAGAGGUAGUUAGUCGCAGUGGACGCAAGAUUAAGCCAAAACGUUUUGCAGAUUUUUCUAGUUCCGAUGAAACUGAAACCAAUAUAGAUAAAAAUGAACAUUCUGGACGAGGUCGUAAAGUGAAAAAUGAAGAUUCUAACGAGCAUCAAGUAACACCAAACAUAAUGCAUAAGAAAAGAGCUGCUAUUGAAAAGAGAAAUAAUGAAGGACCGAUACUUGAUGGAACGGUAGUAUCAAGUGGGACUUCUUCUGAUGCAUCAAAUCGUGUUCUGUUAGCUCGCACAUUUGCUGGAGAACAUGUAGGCAUUAAGCUAGAUAUGGACAGGCCGAAGUCUUUUGAAAGUAAAGAAGCUCGAACGCGAUGGGACUGGAUAGUUGCCAGAAAUGCUAUGAAACUCAAAGCACAAUUGGAAAGUGGUGAAGUUUUGCCAGAGCAGGUGAAGGAUUCUCUAGAUUUUAAUGUAGUCGUGCCAGAGGAUGAGAAACGUCUUCUAACAAAAGAUGGAGCUGUUCAUCGCAAAACAUAUAAACUGAGGUGGCUUCGUAUAGAAGCUCAACUUCUACAAUUAGAUGCUCAAAUCAAAUCAAAUCUAGGACUAGAUCGAGCAAAUACUGAUAAAUGCUUACAAGCGAUGGAUGAUAUCUUGGCUCUUUCAAUUGAUCCUUUAAUGUUGAAAAAACACCCUCAUAUUGUCGAAACAGUGAAAAGGCUGCGACGAUAUAUUGGCAAUCUAGGAGAAUGGAAACUAAGCGCAGAAGAAGGGGCUAUUUUCAAACAAAAGGCAGAACAGAUUAGACAAAAGGCUGAGCAUAUAUACAACAAGUAUAAAGCUAUGUUUACUAUACCUGAGGGUCAGUCAUUUUGGCAAUCAUUUUCAAAUCAAGUGGUCCACUUCAAAGAAUUGACAAAAAAUAUGCCUGAAGAAAAGGUGUUUUCAUUGAUGUCUGAUCCUGCUUGUUCAGAUGCAGGAAGAUCAGAAGAUUCACUUGCAGAUGAUAGUGCCAGUCAACUAGAUACAGAUGUAGUUGCUGAAGCAGAAUCUGUAACACAACAAGAAGCAGAGCAUAAACCAGAAGAGGAAUUUGAACAGGAACCAAAAGCACAGAUGGAAUCUGAUCCAAUAGCACAAGCAGAAACAGAAGUGGAGUCGGAAACAGUUACUGAAACAGAAGUAGAAGCAGAAGUGCCUACUAGAAGUGAGAGUCCCAAGAAUGAGGAGACCAAGUAACAUACAUAAAAAUUUUAUUUCGUUAAUAUAAACUUUUGCUUAUUUUUUUGUAUACCAUUAUGGUACUAAAAAGGAAAACAAAAAAACGAACAUAUAGCUGAAGUAUAUCGAGCGCAUUUAUAAAAUUAUAUUUCCAUUAUGUUGGCUUUAUGAUCCUUUGUCUAUAUUUAUAAUUGUUGUCUAAAAAUGUAUAAAUUUAAUUUCUACAAUACACUUGAAAAUAGGAACAUGAAAUUCGUUAAAAUUUAACUUUUCAUUUGGCGAGAUGUGAAUAAUAUGAUUCUUGUUAAAAUCAGAAACUCAUUAUAUUAGUAUGUGUUAAAUCAUUGACAUAUGCAGUCAUAAAAAAAAUUUAUGAAAAAAAAAAUUAAAUUCACAUAUAUCAAUAUGUUAUUUGCGAUUUUUAUUUUAAAAUUCCACAUUACUUAAUAAAAACAUGAAAUAGAAAUUAAAGUAGAAAAUAUUAUAUAUGAAUAAUAAAAUCAGUGUUAUAACAUCAGUGUUAGCAUUAUAAAAAGUAUUAAAAGGGAUUAUAAAACCAUUUUGAAGUGUAAUUCUCUGAAUGCGAUCGAUAUCGUCUUUACGCACGUGGAAAUCAAUCUCUUGAAUAAGUUGUGUUAUAUCUUUCAUGAGUUUAUGAAUAUAUAUCCACAUUGUGCGAUUGCAGUUCACCUGCAUUAUCACUUGAUACAAUAUUUGCAAUCACUUUUGAUCACAAUUAACUGGCUAAGAUCAGGCAAAUAUUCACUGUCAGAGAUUAUUCAAUAAAAGUGGCUAAUAUAAUGGAUAAGAUCAGAUCGAAAUGCAUAGUAUUUUUACUUGACGGUAAUAUAAUGCUGUCAUGUAUCGAAAUACUAGUCUUUGUAUAUUUGGGAAGUGCCAUGGAGAAAAUUUGUAAAGAGCACAUAAACACUAUUCACACAAACCUUAUUUACUUGUUUAAUUAAUACAAUUGAUGUUAGCGAUAAACGUCACAUAUUACAUAAAAAUAACGCAAUGAGCAAUAGGAAGAUAGUCUUCGCUAUUUGCAUUUUAUUUUAAUUAGAAUUUUUCGCGUUUUUAUCGUAUUUUAGACAUCUUCUUCGUUAUGUGAAAAUAACUUUUCUCAUUUUCAUUGCAUUUUAAAGAUAAAAAUAUGUUCUUUUUACACACACCUAUGUUUUUGUUAGUAUUCAUAUAUAUAAUUCGUGAUACAAUACAUUGUUCAUAUACUAUUGCUAUUUUGAUUAAAAUCAUUGCUAUUACACUAAAAUUAAUGCUCGUAUAAAGAUAUCGAAAUUGUACAAAUUAGGGAUAUAAACCAAUAGUUUUCGGACGUUAUUAUAUCUUUAUUACGAGCGACGUGGCAAUUACCGUAAACAUUUUAUGAAAUUGGUAAGUAUACAUUUAUUAAAUCUUAUUUUAUAAUUAAUGGUAUAUAUAUAUAUAUAUAUAUAUAUAUAUAUAUAUAUAUAUAUAUAAUGUAUUGUGAGAAGAAAGUAUCAAAAUUUAUUCAAAUUGCAUUUUAUGUAUCGAAAUUUUGUCAACAAUUGGAAUAAACUGCUGUAAUAGAUAUUAUACAUUUUAUUCUACAAAUUGCAAGUAAAUUUGUUUCCGUAAAAGUAUAACGAAUAUGUUAUAAUUAUAUUGAAUUUAAUAUCACACAAGUUAGAUUAAAUUAUUAUUGUACAUUUAGUAAUCACAUAGGAUAUAGUUGUAAUUUUAUAAUCGCAUAUCUCGAUAAAAGAAAAUUUGUAAAAGUAAUCUUGUUAAUAAAAUUGCAUAUCUAAAACAAUGAAGAUUUAAUAUAACGAGGUUAUUAUAUCGAAUUAUUUGUAUUAGUUAUAUUUAUCUACUUCUAUGUUCGCGGACUUCUAUGUUCUAAUAUUGUUUUAUUAUUUGUAACAUGCUCGUAACAUCAGUUUUAUAAUUUUGUUUUGAUAAUAAAUUUUUGAGAUGAGUUAUAAAUACUUAAAAGUCAAUUCUGUAAAAGCGAGAUCACAUUGCAAUGGGAAAAAUUGAUGUAAAUCCUCGAUUUGUAACGCAUAUGUGCAUAGGACUUGUACAGAUAAUAUGGAAUAGAUAAUAUACAAUCUGAGCUUA
Cataglyphis hispanica is the source of this 4046-nucleotide messenger RNA. It is a transcript of the gene Jasper, whose product is annotated as PC4 and SFRS1-interacting protein. The transcript has 12 exons. Gene Ontology annotation, molecular function: double-stranded DNA binding; transcription coregulator activity. Lineage: Eukaryota; Metazoa; Arthropoda; Insecta; Hymenoptera; Formicidae. The record is from RefSeq and is a predicted model, not a curated record. Gene Ontology annotation, cellular component: nucleus. Gene Ontology annotation, biological process: regulation of transcription by RNA polymerase II. The coding region runs from base 189 to 1964 and encodes 591 amino acids.